Messenger RNA from Drosophila elegans, 7692 nucleotides. RefSeq names its product nascent polypeptide-associated complex subunit alpha, muscle-specific form. The coding region runs from base 312 to 6896 and encodes 2194 amino acids. The transcript has 5 exons. The record is from RefSeq and is a predicted model, not a curated record. NCBI's taxonomy places the organism in Eukaryota, Metazoa, Arthropoda, Insecta, Diptera, Drosophilidae. Gene Ontology annotation, cellular component: nucleus. Gene Ontology annotation, molecular function: transcription corepressor activity; protein binding. Gene Ontology annotation, biological process: negative regulation of transcription by RNA polymerase II.
CUUGAAUAAAACAACAACAAAAAGCAUACAAGUGAAAGAAGGCACAAAAUACUGGUUUACAGAAAAAAAGAUAAAGAAAAAGAAAGAAAGAAAGCAAAGCGAAAAAAGAGAGAAAAAGUUGCUGCACGAGAAAUUUUGUACGUGUAUCGUCUCCCCAUUUCUAUCCCUGCAUGUGUGAGUUUGUCUAAAUUAAAGUGAAAAGCAAUGCUGCAAGGAAUAACCAAAACCGCAAGUUUACAAUAAAUAUAUAACCGUAAACGAGAUUAAAAAGGAGAACAUAACAAAAUAUUAAACAUCUCAAGGCAACCACCAUGGAACCCAACAGACAUCACGAAUAUCAGACACAUCAUCAGCCGCAUCCGUCGAUGCAGCACCACCCAACGCAUUCGCAUCCGCAUCACCAGCAACCGCACCACCAGCAGCCGCACCACCCGCAGCAACCGAUCCACCACCAUCACCCGCCGCCACCGCCUCCUCAGCAGCAACAGCAGCAGCAGCAACAACAACAACCACCACCACCGCAGCAGAUCCACCAGCAGCAGCAUCCGCAGCAUCACUACCAGCAGCAGCUGCAUCACCAUCCGACGAGCUCCACAUCGGUGGGUAGUUCCUCCUCCGGCAGCUAUGGCAAUCACCACCCCCAGCAUCACCCAACCUCGUUGGCCGAGGAUCCUGGGCGAUCCCGGACAGCGAUGUAUAUGAGCAGGAGCAGCCAACCCGGCUUGCCACCACCCCAUCCCCAUCCUCCGGCCCAGGGAACGGGGGCCACUGGUCCCAGCGGAGGUGAUCCCCACAUGCAAUACUACACCUCGAACCAAAGUUUGACGGUGAAGAAAAUGCCCGAACCGCAUCCCAGUUGGAGCUACAAAAGCCAAGCUGUACCUGCUCCAGCUCCGGCGCCUGGAUUGCGACAGCAUGGCAAUCCCGGUCUUUAUGCAACGGGCAGCACAGCCUACUGGCCGCCACCCGAUGAGCAGCUGCAUCACCAGCAGCAGCCAUCCCGAUAUUCCUAUGGGAAACCAGGAGGCCAAGUCACGGGCUCGAGAUCUAUUCAAGGACCACCCCUGCCAAACAGCCAGCGUUACUACAGCGAGGACAUCAAGUACUCCACGGUACCGGCCGCAUCCAAGGUGCUAACCUACGCACCGCCAGCCAGCAGCUCCGCGCAGCCACAGCCACCGCCACCCACCGCCAGUUCGUCAUCCAACUCGUCAUCCGUCCGCCACUAUGAGCUCGAACAUGUGGUUAAUCCUAGUAAUCCCAGCAACGAGCACCAGCAACCGAGUCCGAAUUAUGGUCGGAAGUGCCCGCCGCACUAUGAAACUCCGCCGGAGCAGAGGAGUGCCGGGGCCACGCCCUCUUCGACGGGCACGCCCACAUCGUCAUCAUCAUUAUCAUCAUCAUCAUCAUCACACCACCAGAGCCUGUACAUACCGAUGCCGACAUUUAGUACGGAAAAGUUUCAAACUACCGUGCAUAAUGCGAUCGAGAAGUACGUGAGGGAAACGCCGGGACCCAGUUUGGAAUAUCCCCGCGGUGGAGGCGGAUCAGCAGUGGGAGCAGGCAGUGGAGCUGCCUAUGGCCGCACUGGCUACUACCAACAGCAGCCGGUGAAGAGUUCCAAGAGUUCUGCGCCACCUGCUCCACCAACUGCCACCGCUAGUUAUGUGAAAAUGGAACCAGAGCAUGCGCUUACCGGAAGUUUGCCGCAACCCACGCGAUCCUCGCUCUAUCACAAUCCCUACAAUGUGGAGAGCAGAGAAAGGGAUUCCUCGCCAGCAAUGGCCACGGUGCCGGCGCCACAUGGUUAUCCAACGAAAUAUGGAAAGCUGAUACAGCAACAGCAUGCUGGCGGCGUGGGAAGUGGUAGCUCUGUGCCGUAUUCAAGUUACUAUCACCAGGGAACACCUUCGCCGGCAGCGGGGGCGGUGGCCUCGCCCACGCCGGCACCAGCACCACCGCCUGCCGGAGCGCCAGGAACGAAUCUGGGUCCCGGUAUACCUUCUCCACACAGCAGCCAGUCUGCUCCUCCGCCACUCAACAGUCAGCAGCCCGCCUCAUCCUCAUCCUCAGCCUCUAGCAAUGCCAACUACUCCACGCUGCAGGUUUAUCCGCACGGACCAGAUAUCUGCUACCAGCCCGGUGGACAAUCCCUGCCGCCAAACCAAACCCAGAGUCAUCAAAAUCCGGCCAAGAAAGCACCAGCUGUUACUAAACCGAACUAUCGGGCCUUAAUCAACGAUAUGUUGAAGAGGAAUACGGCCAGUGAGCAGGAACUGAAUCUGCAGAUCAUCAAGAAGACUCUCAAUAUGGAACCGCCUGCCAGAAAUCAUCCUGCACCCAGUCGAGUCAUCCAACAGGGUGCCACUCCACCCGCUCCCCUUGCCGUUUCAACUGCUCCACAUCCGCCGCCACCGCCAGCGAUUCACUCGCCAUUGGAUUUAUCCAUGCGUACGGUCAAGCAGACAGCGGAUUCCACGGAGUACAAGUACCAGAGGCCCAGCACGGACUACAAGCUGCCGCAGGCGGGUUUGGGCGGAGGCUUGGGAUUGCCUAGGUUCGACAUCACGCCCAACUUUACGGCGGCCACCAGGAGCGGAGCAGCCACGAGUCCGGCGCCAACAGCUGUGAUACGACAGGCGCCGGCCAUUUCGGUUGCCCCACUCCCAACCACGGUCCAAGUUCCUCCGGCGGCGGCUGCCCCGACGUUGGUGAUCAAAACCCUGCAACAGAUGCGUCCCAGUGUGCUGGAAACGAAUCCGUUUGCCAAGCGGCAGCAGCAACUGCCGCCAGAGACGAGUAUUGUCCAGGUGAACAAGCCACCGGUGGAACUGAUGCCCACGCCGUCGCCCAGUCCCCACAACAGCAGUAAUCCCAACUAUUUGGGCAGAAAGCGGCACCUGCAGGAGUACAAUCAAGCCGCUGCCAAGCAGGCAAGAUUGGAUGCGGAAUCCAAUCAAUCAGGAUCUCUAGUCGCAGGAGCACCCCUAAUUGCCGCUCCUACAUCAGUGGUUGUAGUGGCUCCAGUGCCCGUAAUCGCUGUCAAUGAGCAGGCGCUGGCCGCCAAGCGGGAAAGGGAAUCGCAACCCAUGGGCCUGCCAGAAUCAUCCACUUCCGCCAGUCCCAUAGCCAAGGUGGAGCCGCGCAUUCGGACCAAAGCAGAGCUUAAGGGUUUCACAUUUACACCACCUGUGCAGGUGACCUCCACCACCACCAAUGCGCCAAGUACAAUUUCGCCACCCAGGACACCGCCUAACCAGAUUACCAAUCACAUACAAAUCAAGUUGGAGCCAGCGCCACCGAAAGCGGCCGAUUUGGGUCUAGAAGAUGAAGUGAGCUUGGGCAACCUGAUGGACUGGGGCAGUACGUGCAAUAAUCUUGUCGAGCAAUUACUUAGCAAGGUUGUGGUGUUGCCACCCUCUUUGCCAACCGCCUCCACUACUACUACUACUACUACUAUUAAACUGGAGCUGAGUGAAGAUGAUCUGCCAGUGGCUCGCAUUCUCAAGAGGCAACCGUUGGCAGUCGUUACGCCAGGAGGUGGAGAUGCCGAAUCGGCCACCACCCAAUUGACCACAACCACCAACGGCAUCUCGUCGUCUUUGGGCAAUGGCAGUGGCCAAAAGAAACUGAGCAAAAUGGAGAGGGAGAAGAAGCGUCUGCAGCAGGAGCAACGAAUCGCCGCCCGUUUGGCGCCCAAACAGGGACAAACUAGCUCAUCGGAGAGCGAUACCACGGAGCUCCAUAAGCGUAAUACCGAAAGGCAAAAGAAGCCACUUAUGCGGAAGGGAAGAACCAGGCCAAGAUCCCCGGAAGCAGCGAGCAUUCAGCAGAGCAGCGAUGAGGAGCAGGAGAAGGGGAAUCAGCGUCUUAGCCGCAGUCAAACCUCCAGUGAGGAGAGUAAAACGAAAGCCACCACAACCAAAAAGGAUGCUAAAAAGGAGGUUAAGACUCCCACUAACAACAAGGCCAACAAUAGCACCUCACCAAGCAAAACCAACAAGAAACAAUUUGAUGCUUCCAGCCAAAACAAAUCCAAAGUUGAGGAGAAUCUAAAGCAAGAAAGCCACGAGAGCAGCUCCUCCGAAAGUCACGAAGAAGACGACGACGAAGAGGAAGAGGAGCAGGAGGAGGAGGAGGAAGAGGAGGAGGAAGAAGAAGAACCCGAAGAGGAUGACGAAGAGGAGCAGGAGCAGAAGCACGAAAAGCAGGACAAACAGAAGCGUGUAGGCAGACGUCCAGGUAGCACCCUAAAAAAACGCAUUGCCCACAAGCUGAACACCAUGACCCGCUCCAAACAUCGCAAGGAACUCGAACUGCAGUUGGCCAAUAGUAAGGUGCUACGCAAUGACAAGAUCAUUCGCAAUUCCACCACCAAAAUCAAGAGGAAGUACGUCCGCAAAGUGGUGGACAGCAAAAAGGAGAUGAUGGUCACGCGUUUGCGAAACAAACGUGGCUUAAACUCGGACUUGGGACCACUGAAUGGUAGAAACUGCAAACUGAAGGGCAACAAAGUGGGCCAAAGUCCGGGAAAACCAGCAAAGACUUCGCCCCAGCAGCAAUUGUACCUCGAGGAGUAUCGCUAUAAGUUGGCCUUGAAAAUCCCCCACCGUCUGAUCUCGAUCAAUAAGCUCAAUAAAGUGGCCGCCUCAUUGCCGGACUUGGAGCGGCGUGAUCUCGGCCAGGAGUUGGCCUGUUUCAAGCGAAACAGACCCAAGACCAAGGCAGCCAGUAAGCAGGAUUCCACACCGAAAUCCAUAAUCGAUGUACUCCACUUGAGGGUAACCAAUGGCAGUGCCCACCCGAGUGCUCAAAGGAAGAUCUCCGUAUCGGCUCCCGCUUCCACCAACCUGCAGAUCCACAGUGAAACGUCGCAAACCUCCGCCUCGACUUCACUGUACGAGCAACCGCAGCAGCAGGAAUCCACUGAAAACCAAUCGCUCGAUGAUCUCAGCAAGCGGCACUUUAGCAUCUUCGAUACCAAAGUGUUGCAGAGCAAAACCCGUACGGAAACCAAAUUGCAGAAGCACCGUGAGAUCAUCCGUGAGAUAUUCGUUGGUCCGGAGCGUCCGGCUUCGGCUCCGCCGGAAUGCGCCCAAGAGGCAGAGGCUGGCGAUGCCAUCAGUUACCAGAAGUACGAGGAGUUCCUGCAGCAAAUGAACAGCAUUGUCAGUGCCAAUGGCAACAAGCUGGCCAGAAGAUCUCUGAUGGAGGACAAGUCCGUGGCAGUGCCUCAGUGUCCGCACAAGAGGAAGUACCUUCGUCGUAAAGGCAGUUCGGGCUUUGAUUAUAUACGCAAGAAAAAGAGACCAACUCCAACUCAGAAUCAGAAUCAGCAUCAGAACACGAAUCACAGCCAAAAUCAUAAUCAAAGUCAAUCGAAUGCCAGUCAAUUGACACAACAUCUAUUGGAUCACAAUCAGAGUGCGGCGGAUGAGCGAUUGGAUGAUACGGACAGCACCAUAGCUGGUAGCUCUCACCUACCUGCGAAAGUCAAAACGGAGAUGGAUGUUUGCCGGGAGAUCCAGAAGUGGGUGCUCAACAAGGGAGUGGGUCAGAGUACCAUGCACAAGGCUGCUCGUCAGGGAUUGAUCGAUGUGGUGGUCUACUGCUUGGAUCAUCUGAAUAUGAAUCCGGAUCAGAAGGACAAUGCCGGCUAUACGCCCCUCCAUGAGGCCUGCACUCAGGGAUGGUUGGAGAUUGCCAGGAUUUUGCUGCAAUUCGGAGCCAAUCACUCGGAGGCUGCCCAAUCCGGAAUCCGGCCCUUGCAUGGUGCCAUCGAAAACGAUCACGAGGAGGUGGUGCGUCUGUUGCUCUCCUAUGGCGCCGAUCCGUUGCUGGCAACGUACUCAGGUCAAACCCCGCUAAUGUUAGCUUCAAGCGAGUUGAUGCGUGGCAUUCUGAGCGCUCAUCUCAUCGAUGCACAAAGUGCCGCCGCUGACAUCAAGCCAAUGCGGUUCCAUGGGCCUUGGGAGAUAUUUGAUGCUAAGGAGUAUGGUUAUGAUAUAUUCAGUAAUGUACCGAAUACAUCUUGUGAUAUGAGCAGAGCUCUACGUAGAGAAAGGAAGGAGGCCAAGCAGCAGAGGAUGAGCAGCGGCAACAGGAACAGCAACAGCAACAGCACCAUGAUUCCAAAUUCCAACGGUAAUGGCUUGUUGUUGGCAACCAAGAAGGAGGAGCAGGAGCCCGAGGAUUUGGAGCAAGAGCGGGUGAAAGUGAUCAAGCAGAACGGGGAGACGAGUGCAACGAAGACUGGACCAACAACUACGACAACAACGGCAACAACGAUGGUCAAAUUGGAACCAGGAACCGAUGAGGAUAGCAAUAACAAUAAGAACAACGACGAGCUAAAUGCAAAUGUUGAAAAUAAUUUAGUAACAAGCGUUGUGAAUGUCAAGAAUGAAGUGAAAAAGGAAAUGGAUGCUGAAUUAGAAGCGGAAACGGAAGCUGAAGCAGAAGCGAAUAGGAAUAGUAGGAGUAGGAGUAGGCUAGACGACGAUCAGACGGACAUCGAGACAAUGGAUAGUGAAUUGAAUGGUGAUAUUUUUGAAUUUGAAGAGGCCGAUGUGCCCUUGCCACCACUGUACUUGCUCAAAGACGAGGGCAGUGAUAAAUGGGUACUACUCAACGACUUGUGCAAUUUACUUAAAGUUAAAUCAAAGGAUACGCUGCUCAACAAGCUCUGUCCGAACAACAGCAACGCAUUGGCCAGCAGUCAGAAGCACCUGCUCCGGGAGUUCAAAAUCGACGAUUUCCUGGAGAAGGCCACCUGCCUGCAGCUGUUGUGCGCGGGUGAAAAGCUGAACAUGUUCAGCUCCUCGAAGGUUGUACUUAUCAAAUACAACGACAGUGUGCGGAACUUGUUGGGCGUCAAGACCAUUUUAAUGAAAUUUUAACCGAGAUAUACAUAGCGAUAGGACGAGGCAUGAUCCAGAAUGAAAUAACUUAGAAAAUGAUGAACAGAUGAACCUAGCACUAACUGAAAUUAAGGUGUAAAGUGCAAACAAAUAUUGAAAAACUAUUAGUACGAAUAUAAUAAUAGAUUUAUAUAUUAUAUACAUAUGUAUAUUUUAGCUAGUAGCUAGUUUUUACUCACACGUCUUUGUCUUUGGAAGAUAAAGUCUUUUUUAAAGGAAAUUAAAUUAGAGCUAAUGCAAAGUGAUACAAAGGUGCUAUACACACUCAAAACGAAGAAAAACGAAAACGGAAACGGAAAAAGAAUGGAAAUUUUAAAGUGAGAAUAUUGUGAAAAUCUGGAAUCUUUAGAGAUUGGCUGCAAUAAUGCAAUUCAAAUGUAGAACAAACGGAAGCGAGGCAAUGAGAGUAAUGGAAACGAACAGAAAAUGUAUGCCAGCCAAGCAGCUAAUAAAUUGAUAUAUACUUACAGAUAUAUCUAGGGAUAAAGUGUAAUCUAUGGUUUUUAAAAAAUGCAAAACAAAUUAGCUAAAGUAUAAACUAUAUAAUAAUUAUUGUAAUAAUAUUAAAGCAGCAACAAAGGCGUAUUUAUGUAUUAUGUAUUUUUAAAUGAAAUUAUUAACAUAAUAUAUAAAAUAUAUGUAUACACAAUAUGAUCCAACUAUAAUGUAAAUCAAUUUUCAGAUAGGUUUGUAAUUUUCUAUGUAAUGUACGUGUGUAAGUUUUGUGCAACUAUAAAAGGAAACCACAAAAAAAAACAAAAGAAAUUUAACAAAA